GAGCUUGCGCCCCGCUAUCCUGAGACUGGAAUUCUAACUGCGUUAGAGCCUUUGUGUGUCCUUUGUGUUCUCUCAGCGCCUAUUCUUUUCCACCGAGAAGGAAAUGGUCUCCCCAGAUGGUCGCUAGACUCGGGUGACGGUGUUUUGCCCUAUUUGGAGUUCCUCCGAUUCCCUCAGCAACUCAGCCAUGGCAGCGGUCAGACUCCUGCCUCUCUCAGCGGGGCCCCAGGCCAAGGUGACCUUUGAUGAUGUGGCUGUGCUCCUCACCCAGGAGGAGUGGGACCGCCUGGGCCCCGCACAGCGAGGCCUCUACCGACACGUGAUGAUGGAGACCUACGGCAACGUGGUGUCACUGGGUCUUCCGGGGUCCAAGCCCAAUGUCAUCUCCCAGCUGGAACGAGGGGAAGAGCCAUGGGUUCGGGAUGGCCCAGGAACUGAGGACAGCUGGGACCCAGGCAGCGGCCAGUCAGAUGAUUUCAAAAAUGACCACUUGACAGCUUCUGUGCAGCAGGACAGUCCAUCCCAUCCAUGGAGAACAGAAAAGAGAGAGAAACAAAAUGGAGACUUGAAUCUGGAGCCAGUCGUUUCCAACAAGACAUCCACCGUUCUGGGGAAAACACCUACCCAGGGUGGUGAACCUGACCAGAGUUUCUGUCCAAGUCCUCUGGGUCCUGCUAGACGGCAGAGCUUAAGCCAGAGCGUGCCUGUUCCUGGUGGGGAGAGGCCUUACAAGUGUGUGGAGUGUGGGAAGUGCUUUGGUCGAAGUUCCCACCUCCUGCAGCAUCAGAGAACCCAUACCGGGGAGAAGCCUUAUGUGUGCAGUGUGUGUGGGAAGGCCUUCAGCCAGAGCUCGGUGCUGAGUAAGCACCGGAGAAUCCACACAGGCGAGAAGCCCUAUGAGUGCAAUGAGUGCGGAAAGGCCUUUCGAGUGAGCUCAGACCUUGCACAGCAUCACAAGAUCCACACAGGCGAGAAGCCCCACGAGUGUCUCGAGUGCCGCAAGGCCUUCACCCAGCUCUCCCACCUCAUCCAGCACCAGCGGAUCCACACGGGAGAGCGGCCCUACGUGUGCCCCCUCUGUGGGAAGGCCUUCAACCACAGCACGGUGCUGCGGAGCCACCAGCGCGUGCACACCGGGGAGAAGCCUCAUGAGUGUGGGGAGUGUGGCCGGGCCUUCAGCGUCAAGAGGACGCUGCUCCAGCACCAGCGGGUCCACACCGGGGAGAAACCCUACACGUGCAGCGAGUGUGGCCGGGCCUUCAGCGACCGCUCAGUGCUCAUCCAGCACCACAAUGUGCACACCGGGGAGAAGCCCUACGAGUGCGGCGAGUGCGGCAAGGCCUUCAGCCACCGCUCUACCUUGAUGAACCACGAGCGGAUCCACACCGAGGAAAAGCCAUACGGGUGCUACGCCUGCGGGAAGGCCUUCGUGCAGCACUCGCACCUGAUCCAGCACCAGCGGGUGCACACUGGCGAGAAACCCUACGUGUGCCACGAGUGCGGCCACGCCUUCAGCGCCCGCAGGUCCCUGGUGCAGCACGAGAGGAUCCACACCGGGGAGAGGCCCUUCCAGUGCUCGCAGUGCAACAAGGCCUUCAGCCUGAAAGCCACGCUCAUCGUGCACCUGAGGACCCACACGGGCGAGAGGCCGUAUGAGUGCAGUCGCUGCGGGAAGGCCUUCAGCCAGUACUCGGUGCUCAUCCAGCACCAGAGGAUCCACACGGGCGAGAGGCCCUAUGAGUGCGGGGAGUGUGGGCGUGCCUUCAACCAGCACGGGCACCUCAUCCAGCACCAGAAAGUACACAAAAAGCUGUGACCUCGGGAGCUCCUGUGAACCCUGCAGGCAAGGAAGACUUGAAUGAUCCACUCACAAAACAACUCCAAAGAGAAGCACUGAGCAUGGCAUUCCUGCAGGAAAACUUCAGAUAAUGCCUGGCCUGUUUUUCUCAACAUCCUCAAGCUGUACUGAAGAGUAGUCCCAUUCGCACGAAAUUUGGCCAAUGCAGCCAUGAUUCGCUCAUUUUAAUGAAUGGUAGUUUGGUAGUUAAGUCUUUAAUGCCAGGAAGUUGGGGCAUCAGGACCAUUGUCAUCGUCGAGCCUUUUUACACUAUAAAUAAAGUGUUUUUCUUAGAAUGUGACAUACCUUUCCAAAAUGCAAUUUUGCUAUUGCACUUGCCAUUAGAAUGCUGGACUGUGUUCAGUGUUUUUAAGCACUGAAGUGAUAUGCUGUUUCAUAUUUCAUAAAAUGAUAUAAAGAAGUGACACCAAAUAUCAUUUAAUAUGGCUGGAAAACCUUAGUAUACAGAACCAUAUGUUUUCUAUGAAAAAGGUCUAGGGGAAAUUCUAGGGCUGGAGAGAGUACGGGGUUAAGGAGCAUGCCUUGCACAUGGCUAAUCCUGGUUUAAUUUGUGGUACUGCAUAUGGUCCCCUGAGCCCUGGCAGGAGUGAUCCCUGAGCAC
Molecule: messenger RNA, 2459 nt
Organism: Sorex fumeus (smoky shrew)
Lineage: Eukaryota; Metazoa; Chordata; Mammalia; Eulipotyphla; Soricidae
Gene: ZNF250
Product: zinc finger protein 250
Exons: 6
Coding region: 188-1816 (542 amino acids)
Biological process (GO): regulation of cytokine production; negative regulation of transcription by RNA polymerase II; regulation of immune system process
Source: RefSeq, a predicted model, not a curated record